UUGUUGUAUACUAUUCUGGAAGCUCGGGAUUCUCAUGUGAAUAAACAAGCCAAAUAAAGAAAACCCAAAAUAGUAUCAACUUAACGGGAAAGAAAUGCAUACACAACAAUGGCUGAGGCUGCACCACCAGUUGUCCCAAGUGUUGAGUUGCUGGAAUGGCCAAAGAAGGAUAAGCACCGAUUCUUGCAUGCUGUGUAUCGAGUGGGCGACCUCGAUCGCACCAUCAAGUUUUACACUGAAUGUUUUGGUAUGAAGCUAUUGAGGAAGAGGGACAUUCCAGAAGAAAAAUAUUCAAAUGCUUUUCUUGGGUUUGGUCCUGAAGACUCGCACUUUGUAGUGGAACUGACAUACAACUAUGGAGUUGAUAAAUAUGACAUUGGAACUGGAUUUGGACAUUUCGCAAUCGCAAUUCAGGAUGUUUAUAAACUGGUUGAAGACAUAAAGGCCAAGGGUGGAACCGUCACUCGAGAGCCAGGUCCAGUUAAAGGUGGAUCAUCUGUGAUUGCAUUUGUUAAGGAUCCUGAUGGCUACCUUUUCGAACUAAUUCAACGUGGUCCAACUCCUGAACCACUCUGUCAAGUGAUGCUUCGUGUGGGUGACCUUGAGCGUUCUAUCAAAUUUUAUGAAAAGGCAUUGGGGAUGAAACUCUUGAAGAAAACUGACAGACCAGAACAAAAAUACACCAUAGCAAUGAUGGGAUAUGAUGAUGAAUAUAAGACAACUGUCCUUGAGUUGACAUACAAUUAUGGUGUGACAGAAUAUACCAAAGGAAAUGCGUAUGCACAGGUUGCAAUCAGUACUGAGGAUGUAUAUAAAAGUGCCGAGGUUGUGAAUCUUGUAACCCAAGAGCUUGGAGGAAAGAUAACUCGGCAACCAGGACCACUUCCUGGACUGGACACUAAGAUCACUUCUUUCCUAGAUCCAGAUGGUUGGAAAACAGUUCUGGUCGAUCACGCAGAUUUUCUGAAGGAAUUGGAGAUCAAAGAGUAAUGAGCACGGUUGUGAUGAAGGCACUGGAUUUCAAAUCUGGGGUUAAUAGUUUAGCUAUGGUAAAUAAAUAACCCCGGACGAGUAGUAUUUGCCAGUAUUGAGUUUUAAUCCAAGUCGGAAUGCAGUAUUAACUAUGUUUUGAGUACACAGCGAGCUUUUCUCUGAUGUAUUUUACUGCAUUAUCUUAUAAGUACUUUUCAAACUUUUCUCUGAGAUCUAAUCCAGUCAGAAUGAACUGUGUUUAUGUUUA
Molecule: messenger RNA, 1240 nt
Organism: Olea europaea var. sylvestris
Lineage: Eukaryota; Viridiplantae; Streptophyta; Magnoliopsida; Lamiales; Oleaceae
Product: lactoylglutathione lyase GLX1-like
Exons: 9
Coding region: 109-990 (293 amino acids)
Cellular component (GO): cytoplasm
Molecular function (GO): metal ion binding; lactoylglutathione lyase activity
Source: RefSeq, a predicted model, not a curated record